Messenger RNA from Pelmatolapia mariae (spotted tilapia), 2534 nucleotides. RefSeq names its product dachshund d (gene dachd). Gene Ontology annotation, molecular function: DNA-binding transcription factor activity, RNA polymerase II-specific; RNA polymerase II cis-regulatory region sequence-specific DNA binding. Bases 218 to 2029 code for a protein of 603 amino acids. Lineage: Eukaryota; Metazoa; Chordata; Actinopteri; Cichliformes; Cichlidae. Gene Ontology annotation, cellular component: transcription regulator complex; nucleus. The record is from RefSeq and is a predicted model, not a curated record. Gene Ontology annotation, biological process: regulation of transcription by RNA polymerase II. The transcript has 11 exons.
UCAUUCCUCCUCCUAUCUUUGAUCAUUGUCCCGCCGCUCGCCCCCCUCCCCAAAAGAAAAAACCCUCACUCAGCACGCCUUUUUUCGGUAGCUCUUUUUACUUUCCAACUUAUCUGAGGAGCUAAACUCUCGUGGAUUCUUUCAUUUAGGGGUAUCUCGGCAGGCUGGGUUUUCUACUUUGAACUUCGGCUACUCUCUUCCCCUCUUGUAGGUGACCAUGGCCGUACCGGCUGCUCUGAUCCCACCAAACCCUCUGGUCCCACCGCCUCCAAUCUCGACUCCUUCCGCGACGACGUCCCCGCCGUCGACAACUUCAUCACCAUCUCCAUCCCUGGGCCCCCCAUCGGGACCCGGACAGAACCUGUUCAGAUCAGAGCUCCUCGCAACCAGCAGCCCGGGCAUCCCGACCCCAACCGCGGCUCUCCCCCCGAGCAAACCCGUGUACUCGACCCCGUCGCCUGUUGAAAACAUACCGCAAAACAACGAGUGCAAGAUGGUCGAGUUGCGCGGUGCCAAAGUCGCCUCUUUCACCGUGGACGGCUGCGAGCUCAUCUGCCUUCCUCAGGCUUUCGACCUGUUCCUGAAGCACCUGGUCGGCGGACUGCAUACGGUCUACACCAAGCUGAAGCGGCUCGAGAUCACGCCGGUGGUGUGCAAUGUGGAGCAGGUCCGCAUCCUCAGAGGGCUCGGCGCCAUCCAGCCCGGCGUGAACCGCUGUAAACUCAUCUCCAGAAAAGACUUCGAGACCCUGUACAACGACUGCACCAAUGCGAGCUCCAGACCCGGCCGGCCUCCGAAGAGAACCCAGAGCGUGACAUCACCGGAGAACCCCCACAUCAUGCCCCACUCAGUCCCCGGCCUCAUGUCCCCCGGCAUGAUCCCGCCCACAGGCCUGACAGCAGCGGCGGCAGCAGCUGCCAACGCAGCCAUCGCAGAGGCCAUGAAGGUCAAGAAGAUCAAGCUGGAGGCAAUGAGCAGCUACCACGGCAACGCCAACCACCACGGGGCCGACGGAGAGAAUGGAGACCUCAGCUCCAGUGUCGGCCUGGAACUCCCCUUCAUGAUGAUGCCACACCCUCUGAUCCCAGUCAGCCUGCCCCCAGCCUCUGUCACUAUGGCGAUGAGCCAGAUGAACCACCUCAGCACCAUUGCAAAUAUGGCCGCCGCAGCACAGGGCCAAAGUCUGCCCUCCAGAAUGGUCACCUCUGUUAUAAAGGAACGUGUGCCGGACAGUCCCUCCCCUGCUCCUUCCUUAGAAGACAACAGGAGGCCAGGCAGUCACCCAUCGUCCCACCGCAGCAGCAGUGUGUCCAGCUCCCCAGCCCACACAGAAAGCUCCUCAGACAGGAUACCCUUACACCACAAUGGUCUCUCCAUGAACCAAGCCUUGCUUGGCCUGUCACCUAACAUCGCACCGGGACCUAAAGAGGGAGACCUGGCCCAUGACAUGAGCCAUGAAGCAAAGAGGAUGCACGCUGAUAAAGAGGACAACCCAAUGUGCACCCCAACAGCAAGAGAUAGCUACGAGCGGUUGUCACUGGCUGGACAGACCCUGCCUCCGGGAUUCCCUUCACCUUUUCUCUUCCCAGACGGCCUGUCAUCAAUAGAGACUCUCCUUACCAACAUACAGGGCCUGCUCAAAGUGGCAAUUGACAAUGCGCGGGCUCAGGAGAAGCAGGUGCAGCUGGAGAAGACAGAGCUGAAAAUGGAGCUGUUCAGAGAGAGGGAGCUCAGGGAGACUCUGGAGAAGCAGCUCGCCAUGGAGCAGAAGAACAGAGCCAUCAUUCAGAAGCGUCUGAAGAAGGAGAAGAAGGCCAAGAGGAAACUCCAAGAAGCUCUGGAGUAUGAAUCCAAAAGGAGAGAGCAGGCCGAGCAAACCCUGAAGCAGCCCUCGCCCUCUGACAGCAUGCGCUCACUCAACGACUCUCUGACCCCUGAGAUGGAGAGUGACCGCAGCAGUGGGAGAACAGAUGCUGAAAGGACAAUACAAGAUGGAAGACUUUUCUUGAAAACCACAGUGAUGUACUGAUAAGGCCACGAGGAGCUGGAGGAAUUUAAAAAAAAAAGAAGAAAAAAAUGGGGGCGGGGGGGAGAAAGAAAGAAAAGAAAACUCACGAAGACUUUCGAGAGCCCUUAUCCAGGCAGAUUUAGUAGUGGAAGGAAGUCAAGCUGCUUGUAGGAGUUCAAUGGACAUGCUGUGUUCACCCCAAUGCUGGACAAGGUUGAGUUUGAAUGUAGAAUAAGGAGUCUUUUUUUCAUCGCAGAGGCCAACUAUCAAAUAGUUUGACGAAGCAGGUUUUGACACAACAGCUUGGCCAACGUGAAGGAUAAACAUAUAUAUUGAGCACAGUAAAAAUGUACCCAUGGUACAUGGUUGGUAAUAACUCAUAAAUUCACAGCACUGAAGAUUUUUAUACUGUAUCUCAGCCAGCGAGAAAGCUUCAAAAAAAAAAGAAGAAGAAGAAGAAAUCCGACUGAAGUUCUGUUUUGUAUUUCAAAUUGAAUUUUGAGAAGCUAAAGAGAUGAACCUUUGU